AUGUGCAAAUCAAAAACAUUGCUCAAUACGUGCAUCAAGUUUAAUAUUUGGUGAUCCAUGUCCAGGUACAGCAAAAUAUUUGGAAGUACAUUAUCGUUGUGUUUCAGAAAUGGAACGCAUCUUAUCGUUGAAUAAAUCGAUGAUGGCAAAUAAUGAUUCUUCAGCUUCGACAACAACAACAACGAUUGGUUUAGUAUUAUCAUCGGAUUUAUAUUUUUUACGGAAAAAUAGUGAUAAUCAUUCUGUAUCAAUGACGACGACUAUUUCGACAACAAUUGGUUUUGAUAAUGAUCAUCAACAGCAAAAUAGCCUAGAUAUUGUGCCUAAUCAAUCGGAUUUGAAGAGCUUUUCAGAUAAAUCCGAUAUAUCAUCUACCCAAAAUAACCAAAAACCAUAUUGGUCAAAUAUGAUGGAUAUAUUGGCCGAACCAUCAUCUUCGUCGUCGACAACAACAAUGUCAACAACAUGCAAUCAAAAAAUUUAUCGUAAUAUUCAAUGGCCACCAACAUUAUCCGGUUCUAUUGCAAUUAGGCCAUGUCCACAUGAUACUUCGGGAUUGGCACAAUGGAAAUGUGGAAACACUAAUUCAAAUCUUCGUAAUGAUAUUUGGCAAUCAAUAUUGGCCAAUAUUCAACAACAACAACAACAUUCGACAACGACGACAACAUUAUAUGGUGGUGAUUUAAAUCAAUUGAUUGUUUUAAUGGAAAAUUGUCAUAAACAAUUGGCGGAAUUGGAUACCAUUUUCGAGAUUAUAUCCGAAUUAUUGAACCAGAAUAAUCAACCAAGUUGGCUAGAUUUACCUGAUAUACGUCGUGAAUCAGCUGCUAUAAAUUUAAUCGAUAUUACUGGAAAAUAUUCAGCAUUACAUUGUCGUAAUCAACGAUUAUCAAUUUCGAGUUCAAAUGAUUCGAAAGAAAUGCUUAAACAAUCAUCAAAUUUAGUGCUUAAUUUAUUUAUUUAUAUGUCAACUUGA
This is a messenger RNA of Dermatophagoides pteronyssinus (European house dust mite), 976 nucleotides long. RefSeq lists its product as uncharacterized. Lineage: Eukaryota; Metazoa; Arthropoda; Arachnida; Sarcoptiformes; Pyroglyphidae. The record is from RefSeq and is a predicted model, not a curated record. Gene Ontology annotation, molecular function: carbohydrate binding; G protein-coupled receptor activity. Gene Ontology annotation, cellular component: membrane.